GAAGGAUUAAACUAGCACCACCCCUCCGUUUGUUAGACCCUAAAGCUUCAUGGGGGUUGUAGUGUUUUGGAGACGCGUGUUUAUUUUAUGUGGCGGGUGGAUGGUGUAGCCUGCGGCUGCACGGGACUGAGCGCUUCACAUCUUGAGCAACUUUAGGGAGGAGGAUUACAGGAUUGCAGUUACACUGCAAACUGGAAUUAAUAUACUGUAGUUAGAUUGACUCAGGUAGAGUGAAGCAAAAUUCUAUAACGUUAGAGCAGAAUUUGCCCAGUCCAACUCCCUCAGACAUCUGUGGAAAUUGAGGUCGAGAGAGGGGACACGGCUUAUUUAUAACACGGUGAUUAGGUGGCGGAAAAAGUCGAGUCAGGCGGAGGGGAAGAGCAAAGUGUCAGAAGAGGUAGGAGGUGGCCACAUUGCCCCUAUGACAGAUUUCAUGCUGUCUUCCCGAUAACACUCUUGAAGAGACUACCAAUUAUUCCAAAUACCCAGAGAUCAGAUUUCUCCAGGAUACGCUCGUUCUUCUUGGGAAUAAUUUCAUUCACAGUCCCCUCCCUUUAAGCAGUCUUCUCUUCCUUGAUCCAGUCAUCUUUGUGUCCCCAAAUUCAGUUCCUGACACAGAGCAAGGUUUAGUAAACGCUCGGGUUUUCUUCUUUGAACGACUGUGCUUAUCCCAUAUCACAUCUCCUUUCUGUCCUGCCCCUCCUCUCUUGGAAUCACCUUUGAAGGUGAGAUUUGUUGUGUGCUACCCCCUCUUCUAGCCUGCAGACUGCAAAAAGGAAAAGUCCUGGGGGAGUGGAAGUAGAUUUCAAUGGGGUCAGAGCGGAGAACGCCCAUACCAAAGGAGAGUCCCCAUGUCCCAGAGCGGUGACUUCUCCAAAGGGAGGAAUUCUGGGUCCCCUAGCCCUCCUUUAUCCUCCAUCAAGGGAGGCAGCUUGGUCUUCGGCGCCCCAGGCCCCCAAUCUAACACGGCAGCCUUGGAGGAAAACGCACCAGAUUUCGGACCUCUCUCUCCUUGGUGGUACCUCGUUCCGACCCUGGCACCCCCUCUACGCUCCCCACCACCACCUCCCAGGGCAGAAGGGCGAGUGGGGGCAGACCCUAUGAGUCACGUCCUGGGCCUGGAGUUGAGGAGGGAAGCGCCGCCUCUCCUAGGGCCCCUUCUCUCCCCCUUUCCUCCCGCUGGUUCCUGGCGCAGCCAGAUGCUGCGCAGCGAUCACCGAUUCCCCAUCACCAAUUCGACUGGGGCGCCCCGCAAGGCCGCAGGCAAGAUGAACAUUCUGGCGCCGGUGCGGAGGGACCGCGUCCUGACGGAGCUGCCCCAGUACCUGAGGAAGGAGGCCGCUUUGCACGUGCACAAAGACUUCCACCCCCGCGUCACCUGCGCCUGCCAGGAGCACCGGACAGGCACCGUGGGAUUUAAGAUCUCCAAGGUCAUUGUGGUGGGGGACCUGUCAGUGGGGAAGACUUGUCUCAUUAAUAGGUUCUGCAAAGACACCUUUGAUAAGAACUACAAGGCCACCAUCGGAGUGGACUUUGAGAUGGAACGAUUUGAGGUGUUGGGCGUCCCCUUCAGUCUGCAGCUCUGGGACACCGCUGGACAGGAGAGGUUCAAAUGCAUUGCAUCGACCUACUACCGAGGAGCUCAAGCCAUCAUCAUCGUUUUCAACCUGAAUGAUGUGGCCUCCCUGGAACAUACCAAGCAGUGGCUAGCUGAUGCACUCAAGGAGAAUGACCCUUCCAGUGUGCUUCUCUUCCUCGUGGGUUCCAAGAAGGACCUGAGUACUCCUGCUCAGUAUAUGCUAAUGGAGAAAGAUGCACUCAAGGUGGCCCAAGAGAUGAAGGCCGAGUACUGGGCAGUCUCAUCUCUCACUGGUGAAAAUGUCCGGGAAUUCUUCUUUCGUGUGACGGCACUGACCUUUGAGGCCAACGUGCUGGCUGAGCUGGAGAAAUCGGGGUCCCGGCGUAUUGGGGAUGUUAUCCGCAUCAACAGUGAUGACAGCAACCUCUACCUAACUGCCAGCAAGAAGAAGCCCAUGUGUUGCCCGUGACGGGUGAGGGUACUGUCCAGAGACUGCCCAGCCCUGGGGCAGUGUGCCACCUUUACUCCCCCAGAGCUCAACCCCUGGACAUUUGCACUAACUGUUUUUCCAGACCAAAGAGCUGCCCCUUGGUGGCAGUAUCCCCAGAGGUGUAGCUGGGACCAUGCUAGUCACUUCCUGCUCCCAGGCACCGUGCCAAAAACUGGAUGCCCCUCUCCUCCAGGGUCCUCCAGGUUGCCCAGUGGUAGGGAGGUGGGUGGGCCCUGCUGCUCUUACUCAGCCUGCUGGGCCCUCUGGGUUUGAGGAUGCUUAAUGGUCCCAGCCUCACACUAUGCCUUAUGCAUUAAAAUAUCUGUUAUUAGCA
Orcinus orca (killer whale) is the source of this 2403-nucleotide messenger RNA. It is a transcript of the gene RAB34, whose product is annotated as RAB34, member RAS oncogene family. NCBI's taxonomy places the organism in Eukaryota, Metazoa, Chordata, Mammalia, Artiodactyla, Delphinidae. Gene Ontology annotation, molecular function: GTP binding; GTPase activity. Gene Ontology annotation, biological process: phagosome-lysosome fusion; endocytosis. The record is from RefSeq and is a predicted model, not a curated record.